CAUAACCUGAAAAAUAGUCGUGCAGUGUUUCUCGAAGUAUGAAACAAUAUCGAACGUCACAUUAGAUUUAAUAGGAAAAAGAUGUGGAAAACAGUGCAAAUCGGCAAAAGAAUACUAGGUCAAGCUAAAUCAGUGUCUCGUGCGAGAAGAACAUUUCUAUCUGAAGCAUAUCAAUGUCGUGAAGCUUGGGAUCGCCGGCUUCAAUCGCCGAUCAUCAAGAAAAUCGACCCAUCAUUAUUUUUCAACGAAUUGGAUCAAAAGCUUCAAACUGUCGGUAAAUGUAGCGGAAUUGACGUUGAUAUUUUUGCGAAUGCUAUUAUUACUGAUGAGCAAUUAGAAGAACUUAUGAAUAUAGUUUAUCGUGUUCGUUUGACUCCGGAGGCGAGUAACGUACUACCUUCCACAUCACACGCCUUCAUCAGAGCUUUCUUGAAUUCUCCUAAAGCAGGAGAGGUUGUUGAAAUUCUACAUGAUCGAUUAAAUUAUGGGAUCUUCCCAGACCAUUUCACUUUCAAUUUACUUAUGGACACCUUUAUCAAACAAAAGGAAUUUGCAUUGGCUGCUAAUGUUGCCUCACUAUUAAUGCUCCAAGAAGAUGAUGAACAUCCUAUCUGCAAUGCACUUGCUGUAUAUUCAUGUCACAUGUUCUUAAAAAAUCCUAUCGGCUGGGAAUUGCCUGAGCCAGAAGUUGAUGAUACAGAGGAAAUAAAAAUAAGAGUACCUUAUCUUAGAAAUCCAUAUUUCGAUGAUCAUUUUGAUCUUGUGGAACCUAGACAUCUUGUUGGGAAAACUUUAGAUUUCUUUGGUAAAAAGAUCAAGGAUGAUACAACACUAGGAAGAACGUUGCGUUUGCGUGGUUUAAUUUUAUUUGGAAAAUAUGAUCGAUUGUCAGAAUUGAUCAAAGAAUGGUCCAGUCAACAAGAUGGUGUUUAUGAAGAAAUUCUUGAAUUAAUUCAAAAGGACUUAGACAAAUUUACUGUACCAGAAGAGGCAGAGAAGAUUGAAAAGUUGAAGGAUGAUUUAAAAAAUCUCAAUGGUGCAUCGCUAAAGAAAGGAAACUUAACAGAAAUCAUUGAAAAAAGAGUCAAGGAUGCGAUUGAACUGCAAGCAGAAAGGGACAUCUCAAAACAGUGCGAAAUUUACGAUGAAUGGGAAAAGACAAGACAAUCCAUACUUGAAGCACACUUGGAUGAAUUGCAAAAGCAGGCCAGACUGAAAAACGUGGAAAAAAUCAAGAAAGACUUGGAGGAACGUGAACGUAUUUUAACUUUCUUCGAACAAGAGGAAGAAAUAGAACUUGAAAUAGAAAAGUUGGAAAGUAAAGAAGAAAAGAUAGACAUGACGAGUAAACAGGCGAGGCGGGUCUUCCGUGUUGAUGAAAAUUAUGUACCGCCCCAGAUUGUCAAACGAUCUUGAAUAAUUGAGCUAUUAUAGUAGAAUAAAAAGUUGUUAUUUAAGUUACCAAAAAAUUCUUCAUAUACUUCAAUAAUUUUGAGUUUUACCUCCUGCAACUCUACGUAACUAUCCUGGGAAUAAAUUUCCUACUACAAAAUAAAUAAUUCACAA
Molecule: messenger RNA, 1566 nt
Organism: Cephus cinctus (wheat stem sawfly)
Lineage: Eukaryota; Metazoa; Arthropoda; Insecta; Hymenoptera; Cephidae
Product: 28S ribosomal protein S27, mitochondrial
Exons: 2
Coding region: 82-1416 (444 amino acids)
Cellular component (GO): mitochondrion
Source: RefSeq, a predicted model, not a curated record